This is a messenger RNA of Cylindrotheca closterium, 546 nucleotides long. Lineage: Eukaryota; Bacillariophyta; Bacillariophyceae; Bacillariales; Bacillariaceae. The record is from the annotation of a GenBank genome assembly.
AUGAUGCAAAUAAAGGCACAAUUCUCGACAAUCAUUUUGGGGACGCUUUCGUUUGCAGGAUCGUCAUAUGUACUCUACCAUGUAGCUCGCUCGUUUUACCAGUACGGUUGUGAAGGUACCUUGAAUCUCAUUUGGCUUGGGGACCCUUUUCCGAACUCACCAAUUCUCGAAUACUCGAAGUUAGUGGUCGUGACGGAGUCAUCUCUCAAGAAAGAAGAAAAUCUUCUUGAUGAAAUUGAGAGUGCCCGACAACGGGCAGAGGCUGAAGUACUAGACGGAGGUGAUAAGAGCACCAAACGGAGCCUUUUACUUUUGUGGAUGAGAAAUUAUCCUGAAUUGGAAAAAGUCCUUGGCGAAAUUAGCCACAAACUUGACAAGAUUGCAGCUCGAGUAGACGGAAUCCUCCUUUCAAAUGUCGAUUCCAGCGCUCGCAAGGUGCAGGAGUUGAGAUCAAAGCGGAAAGAACUGUCGCGGAAAACAGUUGCGUGCAUGGGACGUUGUGACGCCUUGAUGACGCUGUUCAAGGUGCUGCGGGAUGAAAAGUGA